Messenger RNA from Funneliformis caledonium, 1716 nucleotides. Lineage: Eukaryota; Fungi; Glomeromycota; Glomeromycetes; Glomerales; Glomeraceae. The record is from the annotation of a GenBank genome assembly.
AUGUCUCGUACAAUUUCAAAUGCAAAGUGUGACUCCUACUUCUACGAAGUUGAUCCUAAAAACUGGCGCUUCCUAGACUUUUACAGUCACCGCCAGAGUCGAGGAGGAUUCAGUGCAUCGUUUAAAACCGAAGCCUUCAUUUUGAGAAGGUCUCUAGACUACCAGCUGGAGAAAGGAUCGGAUGAGGCUAAAGUAUAUGCGAAACGUCUUCUCGACGUCUUUAAUGUAACUAGGGGAGCCAAACUUCGUGUUAGCUCCUUGAAGAUGCUUCGUGAUCGCUAUGCUGGUGGAGCAAGCUUCGUGUUGCCCUUCAAUGAUCUCCGUGGUCGUUGUUCUGCCUUGAAGAGUCCAUCCAUUAAAUGUGCCCAAAAAUCCGAAAAAGAACAACUCGAAGAUUCGAAGAUCCAGGCGUUGCGAAGCGUUUUCGAAGGAGCGACCAUGUACACGAACCAGGUAUUUCAAACGGCCGCAGAAAACUUAAUCUCUGCCAAUAUUGUGAAUGAAAGGAAAAGACCCGCGGAGGAAGGUCAUCCCAUUCUUAUGCGCCCGCCCAACCUUCGUGACCGUGAUGAAUGUGAAGAGGCCCAUCAUAUAGAUCGUAUGGAAGGCCAGAAGGAGUUUAUUAAAACAUCUGAAGAUUUGCGCACUCCUGCAUCUGGAGAUGAUGAUGAUGAGAAACACGAAAGUGAGGAAGAGAAACCUGAACAGAUCGAAGUCGAUCUGGAGGAUCUUGCUAGAAUUAUAGAUAUGGUGCCUUUGAUUGAGUGGAAAGUUAACGAUAUCAACGUAACUAGGAGAUUCCGGCUGCACCAACGCAACGUGAUUGACAGGAUAAAGCGUGAAGGAUUAUCAUGGAAGAAUUCGCAAUAUGACAUUUUGACGCUAUCAUCGAUAUUUGUUCUGUCCUCUCCAUGUCCGUAUACGGAAUUCACGUCCAGCGAAUGGGAUACAAUCAUUCGAAGCAAGUCGUGUAUAAUAGAACGGCCAAUAAUCCCACCAUCUAUAUCUGCCACCCUGCAUGAGGCAUCACAAAAACAUGUACUGGAUGAGGAUAGUUAUGUUUAUCCCGAUAAUUCUGAAUUAAGCAGAGCGGCAGCUUCUGCAUUUAAUGAGCUUCGUAAUCUUCCUCAAGUUGCUCCAUCAAAAAUGUCAUCCGAGGAAAAACAUUUCUGUGAUUUGUUGUAUCCACACUUGAGUGCUGUAUUUAAGCGGUCUCACAAUGAAUACGAGGUUCAACUCAACCAUACUGUUAAGGACAGCAAGAAAAGACCGGAUUUUGCUUGCAUUGUCGAUGAUAUACCAGUUCUUGUGUCUGAGGUUAAACCUCUGGGGUAUACACCACUCCAAAAAAAGAAAGAUUUUGUAAAGACACACUUAAGGGCCAGAAAAGCACUAAACCAGCAAUUAAAUUUCAAAGGUGGCCCAGGUGAAGUAGGGCUAUUUACAAAUAUGGGCAAUCUAGUUGAAUCCUAUUUUAUGGACUUUAGAUAUGGAUUGUACUGCUCAUGGUCUUUUCACACAACAAAACUUGCAACAGAUAAGGUUUCAAUGCCAUUAGUGGAAUCAACAUUUAGUCACUUCGUAGCAUUGGAGAAACGGGUUUGCAAAUUGGCUGCAGAUUUCAAAGGACGCAAGCAAUCGUUCACACCACCACUACAAAUACAAUUUAUGACUGAAUUUCCAAAUUCACUACAGCUAAAGCAGUUGCUUGGAUGA